Messenger RNA from Topomyia yanbarensis, 1161 nucleotides. RefSeq lists its product as uncharacterized. The record is from RefSeq and is a predicted model, not a curated record. Gene Ontology annotation, molecular function: zinc ion binding; nucleic acid binding. The transcript has a single exon. Lineage: Eukaryota; Metazoa; Arthropoda; Insecta; Diptera; Culicidae. Bases 1 to 1161 code for a protein of 386 amino acids.
AUGGCUCCUCCAAAGGGAGGAGGACGGAAGAAAAAACCAAAUGAUUUACUUCCAAAGCUUGAGGGUCACCGUGAAGGUCCAAAGUUCAUAAUCCUCAAACGCGUGGAUGGAUCUUUCGAAAAGGUCAGUCCAAUCAUCAUUCAUAAAGGGAUCAAAACCAUCUGCGGAGAACCACUAAAUACCAUCAAACUAAGGGACGGAACGCUGCUAGUAAAAACCAAAAAUAUAAACCAGGCCAACCAACUUCUUCGCUGCAAGAUGAUGUUCGAAAUGGAGAUUACAGUCGAAGAAAACAUCAAAUUAAAUCAGACAAAAGGGAUUGUCACGUGUGCUGAUCUAAAAUACGCAACAGAAGAGGAAAUCCUGGAAGAACUGCAAGAACAAGGAGUAUGCAAUGUAGAAGUCAUGAAGCGGAAGAAGGAUGGUAUAUUAAUAUCUACAAACAGCUAUAUUCUCACAUUUAAGUCCAAUGGAAUCCCUGAAAGCGUGAAAGUCGGAUAUCUCGUUCUGAGUGUUCGUCUUUUUAUUCCCCGACCGCUGAGAUGCUACAAGUGCCAGUACUUCGGUCAUUCAUCCAAGUUUUGUUCAAAAGAAGAGGUAUGUAGUAACUGUUGUAAGGUAGGUCACACAUCCGAUCAUUGCUCAGGAGGAACACUGUGUCGAAACUGUGGAUCUUCAGAACAUGCAUCAUGGUCCCUUAAAUGCAAGGUUUUUGAAACCGAACAGGAGAUCACGAGAAUUAAGGUAACCGAAAACGUGAGUGUCAGGGAAGCUCGUCAGUUGUACAAAAUCAGAUUCCCCAAUCACACCAGCACAUACAGUGAAGUAGUCAGCAACAUCCAGGAAAAGAACUCAAAUCUUAAAUGUACAGAUGACAUGCCAGUAGUUCCAUCUUUAAAUCCCCUCUUACCACUACAACAAAUGGACACUCAGUCUGCAUCGACAAGUACAAUGGACUCUGGUCCAGUUGUCGAUGAUAAUAAUAGAGCAACUAGUAUGGACUAUCAAAUAGCAAAGAUUUCUCGUCCCCUGUCACCAGACACGGGUGAUCUCAACGAGUAUGAAAAUGAUAUCAAGAGAAUGAGAAAUACCCAAUCAUCCUUGAGUGGUAGUAGUAUUGUAUCUGCUGAUGGAGCUUCUCUCUCUAGUAAUGGAUUAUAA